Phlebotomus argentipes is the source of this 1352-nucleotide messenger RNA. Its product is annotated as pseudouridylate synthase TRUB2, mitochondrial. Gene Ontology annotation, biological process: pseudouridine synthesis; RNA processing. The record is from RefSeq and is a predicted model, not a curated record. Gene Ontology annotation, molecular function: RNA binding; pseudouridine synthase activity. The transcript has 3 exons. NCBI's taxonomy places the organism in Eukaryota, Metazoa, Arthropoda, Insecta, Diptera, Psychodidae. The coding region runs from base 138 to 1118 and encodes 326 amino acids.
CCGCAUUUACUCAAGGAUAUCUGAGUAAAUUGGCUCUCUCUCCCGUGAUUAAUUUGCCCAGAGAUAAUGGUUACACGUCACAUCGCACUGGAAGAGUGUGCAGUGCAUGCGAGGAGUGUGAAGAUUUUUACUCUGCAAUGUUAACCCGCAAUUCCGCCGCAAUUUUUAGGUCCCUUGGUGGAAUCCUAAAUGUAUACAAGCCAUCAGGUGUAUCCGUGAAGCGAGUGAUGAAUGCCAUUGUCACAAAUGUCUGCAAAGACUUGAAUCAGCUGAAUGUUCGAGAGCCCCGACAAAGAUUGUUGUUUGAGCGAGCGGAUGAGAAUGAUGAGAACUCCUACAAGCUGGAAGUGGUACAGGAUCCUGCAGAUAACGUGAAGGUCGUGGGAGAGAGGCACCAAAUCUCUGACUUCAAAUGUCAGCCCGCAAUAUCCAUGGGAUAUUACAGCAGCGGUGUUCUUCUUCUUGGAAUCAACUCAGGCACACGGGACGCCUUCAGGAUUCGCAUGAAUCGAUCCGUGAGGGUCUAUCGUGUGACUGGUCGCCUAGGAAAGGCCACAGAGACUCAUUUUGCCGAUUCCAAAGUGAUCGCACGAUCGUCAUAUGAUCAUGUGUCCAGGACAAGGAUUUCGUCUCUGCUCUCAUCUGUACAGGCGUCCCAUCAGAGGAAAAUGUUUGAGGACUCCGGAGUGGACAUACAGUCAGAAACUGCUUACAAUUUGGCUACUCAAGGCACUAUCCGACCGGCCUCAAGCAAUACACCCGUUAUUUAUGGCAUCGAGCUUGUGGAAUUGAUGAGACCAAAGUUUACCAUAGAAAUUCAUUCUCUGAAUGAGAACGAGAACUAUCUGGCCAGUCUUAUACACGACAUUGGCUUGGAACUCCGGACAGUGGCGUACUGUUCGUCCAUCAGGUGCAUUCGCAGUGGUCAUUUCUGCGUCGAGGACAGCCUGCUGCGACGGAACUGGACUCUUUCUCCUGUUCUUGAGAAUCUUCAGAAAAAUGCAGAGAUUUUGAAUCAAAAUCCCAGCAUCACGCGUCAGUACAGCUCGAGUUUAAUUACCACAGAUGAUCAGAAUAGUACACCAGAUUCCAAUCCAGUGAACAGGAUAAAUCUUUAAUAUGUAAGUGAAUCCUGCAAAUUGUAAUUUAUAUAGAAAUACAAUUCGAAAAUGUACGUGCCACUUCUGGUCGACAUGUCGCGUGAAGCGUUGUAGACAAUCUAUGCGUAAUCGGAUGAUUACAGCGUAAUUUUUUUAUUGGGAUACGCAGUUUCGAAGAUCAUGUGCGAAGAGUUUACACGUCAUUGAAAAUUUGGAAAAAGAUUUGGACCAGUUGAAGAGUUCUGAAUAUUU